AGACAUUGAAGCUGCGAAGGCAUUUGAUGGCCUUGUUUGCAUUGUAAUGAAUGUAUUGUAACCAUCGUCAAUAUAAGCACCACCGUAAGCCGAGACAGCAUUGUUCAGCCUAAACUUUGGAAAGGCCUCUGUUUCCGAAAUGUGCAAAAAAUUCCCACGUUUCUCCAGAAGUCUAUCAAUGUUGCUUGAGUUCGUCGCACUUGUUUUUCUUGCCUAUUCCACAUUUGGGCAAGAAUUUGCAUCGGCUCUACCGCCACCACCGCCACCGCCAAGAAUGCAUGGACCAUUCGGACCGAGAAUGGGGCCACCAGGAAGAUUUGGAGGAAGAGGGUGGAAAAGAAUGUGGCGACACAGACAUGGGUUUGGAAUGCCAUAUAGACCGCCAAUGCCGCCACCACCAGGACCUGGACCGCGAUUCGGUCCAGGGCACAGGUGGUGAUAUGACACUUGCAAAGCGGUGUAAAUUUGAGACGAU
Molecule: messenger RNA, 475 nt
Organism: Cylicocyclus nassatus
Lineage: Eukaryota; Metazoa; Nematoda; Chromadorea; Rhabditida; Strongylidae
Source: the annotation of a GenBank genome assembly